Messenger RNA from Coccinella septempunctata (seven-spotted ladybird), 1668 nucleotides. RefSeq lists its product as uncharacterized. The coding region runs from base 265 to 1218 and encodes 317 amino acids. The transcript is spliced from 5 exons. NCBI's taxonomy places the organism in Eukaryota, Metazoa, Arthropoda, Insecta, Coleoptera, Coccinellidae. The record is from RefSeq and is a predicted model, not a curated record.
CUGUCGAACAGUCUUCAUCGAAAACCAAUAAAGUGCGAUAUUUCGUACCGCAAAACGAGCAAGUGACUAAACAGUGGGGAUCCGUCCACCUUUGCUAUCAAUUUUCUAUCCUGCUCGUAGCCAGUCUAUAUAUUCAGCAGACAAGCGCUCGGACCGGCAGAAUAACCCAGAAAAGCGAGCGAACCGACCGAGGAACGAUUAUUAACAAUUAUUAACUGAUUUUCCAGACUAAUUUCCAUAUUAUCGCGAUUGUAGUGCUUCGAAAUGAGUGUGAAAAUUGCUGUGAUAUUUUGUUUGGCGAUAGUGGCAUGUGUCUCCGCUCUGCCAGCUCGUCCGAGCGAUACAGAGCUGAUUGACCCUAAAUAUGGCGACCAACCGAUCGUCGAUACCGGCGUUAUCACAGGAGGCGAUGGCGGUUUCUACGACAACUCCUUCGACAUUUUCCGAAGCAUGGAGAGUGUCAUGAGGAGAAUGCGCGAACAAAUGAACGCCCUUCUCAACCAUUUCGGAUCAAGCAAUGGUACGGUAACUGAAGUCGAAAAUUUCUCUGGUUUUGGUCUACCCGGCAUCCCGGAUCUGGAUUUGGGAAAAGGAAAUACCACAUCUGUCACCAAGGUGAUCGACGGUCACAAAGUGGUGAUCAACGAAACCAAAUACAGCAACGAGAACGCAAACGGAGGAGCCUUCUUCAAAGUACGCGUCAUCGAGGUGAAACCCGAAAAUGAAAAUGCACCGGGCGUACCCCCCAGAACCAUCCCCAGGGAUGUAGAACCCCUGGAAAACAGUCAGGAGAACGAAAUCUCGAAACAGGCCGGAUCCGAGGCUCGCUAUGGAAAUCUUGAACCUCUUGACGACGUUGAUUACACCCUUCCCAGUAAAAUAGUUCCCUUCAACAACCGAUGGGGCAACCUCGAGGACUUCGAUGAAGAAAACAGAAUCGACGGGCCCCUAGUUCAACCUCUGAGGCGGCCAUACGAUCUUAGUAACGACAUAAACGUGAACUACAUCUUGGCCAAAAAAAAUUAUCCGAUCAAUCCAGAUUCGGAAUUCAUUGGAAGUCGUAAUGCUAUCGAACCUAUACCAAAAGAACGCGAUCUUUCUCGGGAUAUUUGGGUCAAUCAGUUGAUGGCUGAUCAGCCUUACGAAUUGAAUCCGGACGCUGAAAUACUCGACCAAAAACAGCCGAAGAUGUUCGAGAAAUUCAUAAAUCCCAGAUAAUUUUCGAAUUUUAACUGUUUAGAGACGGGGCUUGAUAUUUACAGGGUGUCCUUUUUGGAAAAGAAGGUAAUAUCAGCUUGAUUGUGAUAAAUGUUUUUUACUGUAUGUUAUGGCCACUGGAACCUAUCAUUUCAUUAAUAUCUUAAAAGACUGACUGAUAUAUGUUUUUAAUUUAUACAAUCCCUGAAGGCCACUUGAAGUAUGUACUAUGUACUGGAGCGGCAAUCGUAUUUGUAAUUUCUUUUUCAGAUGCUAACUACACGUUUCAAAGCUUAAUACAUAUAGAUAUUUUCAAUGAAAUUCUCUAGAAUUCACUUAAAUUUAGAUUUUCACGAAAUAUAUCGUGCGAUUACGAUAUAAUAUCAAUAAAUCUGUACUGCAACACAAUGUAGCUAUUUAUCUAUAGCGUUCCUAAUUUAUUAAAACAAUAAAUACCUAUUUAAUAUUUUA